This is a messenger RNA of Radiomyces spectabilis, 651 nucleotides long. RefSeq lists its product as uncharacterized. The transcript has 2 exons. The record is from RefSeq and is a predicted model, not a curated record. The coding region runs from base 24 to 347 and encodes 107 amino acids. NCBI's taxonomy places the organism in Eukaryota, Fungi, Mucoromycota, Mucoromycetes, Mucorales, Radiomycetaceae.
UCCAUUUUUUUAUCCUUUCUACCAUGUCUUUCCACGAAGAAGCCUACAACACCAUCAACGCCGUUGAAGUCCCCACUGAAGAACACAAGUCCUCAUGGACCCACCAGUUGUUGGCCGGUGCUGCUGCUUAUGAAGCCAUGCACCUUAUCAACAAGAAGAAGGAGGAAAACGGUGAAGAAGUUGACCAUAGCACUGCCAAGGAACUCCUUGCUGCUGUCUCCGGUGCUGCCGUCGAUCGUUUGAUUGAAACCAAGGGCAUGGACUGGUUCGACAGAGAGAAGGCCAAGCACCACGCCAAGGAAGAAGCCGAAAAGCUCUACAGCCAGCAGACUGGUUACCAAUUCUAAAUACAAAUUUAAAUAUUCUCAAUACCCGCUACCGUCAUCCAUUCAUCCUUGUAAUAAAAAAUAUAUAGCCGUAUUUUUUGUAUGAAACCAAAGAAAAGAAAAAUUCACCAUUUCUGUCAUUACCAUGUUCGGGACUCUGUAUCCGAUACAGUGUUGCUUGUGUUACGUUUCCUAAAGUUAGUUUUUAUUUGUGCCUUCUUUAUACCGUCAUUUUCUGAAAGUAAAGUCGCCGAUGAUGCAUUUGAUGUCGUGCAAAAAAAACCGUGUUCAAUACAUUGUUUCUUUUUACUUUUUUGCUUACUAC